AGGAACUGGUGCUGGGCUCUGAGGGAGAGGAGCAGCAUCCACCACCAGAGGAGUGACCAGGAGGGCUGGGCUGACACUACUCUGUGCAUUGCUAGGAGCUGCUGGGUGGCUACUGAAUGACAUCUACACUGUGCAAGGAAUACAGCCCGAUGCACAGACCUCAAUGCAAUUUUGGAAGGACAUGAGGAACACAUAGGAAGGUGGCAUCACCCAGCACUGCUUAUGGUGAAUGCUCUGCAGAUCUGAGGGCAAGAAAUAGAUACAGCACAAGUUCUUGUCCACUUUCUAGAGCUCUUUUCUGAAGGAGGAUCUUUAUUUCUGGUCUGUCUUGGUGGCAAGGAGAAGACUCCAGAGAUGACCACCUAGGAUACAGGCUAAGCAUGAUUUGGGGUCAGAUGGAGCAGAAAGUACUGAAAAGCCAUGGACAGCUUGCCUCGGUGAAGGUCAUCUCUUCUAGGGAAGACUAAAGUAUUUGCUGAUUCUUCAGGCUUCUUGGGGGGUCUUCUUUUCCUGGAAUUAGGGCUCAUUCUAUUAAUUGGAUGUCUGGUACUAUGUAAACAUGGGUCUACUUGCUCCAGUCCUGCUGUGUGGAUUCUUGUGUCAGGUUCUUGGAUCUCGACUCCGUCAGGAAGAUUUUCCUCCUCGGAUCGUAGAACAUCCAUCAGACGUAAUUGUGUCCAAGGGAGAGCCGACCACAUUAAACUGCAAAGCAGAAGGCAGACCCGUGCCAACAAUUGAGUGGUACAAAGACCUAGAAAGAGUAGAAACUGACAAAGAUGACCCCCGCUCCCACCGAAUGCUGCUCCCCAGCGGAUCUUUAUUUUUCUUACGCAUCGUUCAUGGGCGAAGGAGUAAACCGGAUGAAGGAAGCUAUGUGUGUGUUGCCCGGAAUUACCUUGGUGAAGCCAUGAGUCGAAAUGCAUCACUGGAGGUUGCCUUGCUUCGAGAUGACUUCCGGCUCAACCCUACAGAUGUGGUGGUGGCAGCUGGAGAACCAGCCAUUUUGGAAUGCCAGCCACCCAGAGGACAUCCAGAACCAACUAUCUAUUGGAAGAAAGACAAAGUGCGAAUAGAUGACAAAGAUGACAGAAUUAGUAUUCGUGGUGGGAAGCUGAUGAUCUCCAACACAAAGAAAAACGAUGCUGGCAUGUACACUUGUGUUGGAACCAAUAUGGUUGGAGAAAGAGACAGUGACCCUGCUGAACUCACGGUAUUUGAACGACCUACUUUUCUCAGAAGACCAAUUAACCAGGUAGUUCUAGAGGACGAGGCUGUCGAGUUCCGAUGUCAGGUCCAGGGGGAUCCACAGCCAACAGUCCGGUGGAAAAAAGAUGAUGUUGACUUGCCAAGAGGAAGAUAUGACAUCAAGGAUGAUUACACUUUGCGGAUUAAGAAGGCUGCCAGUAUUGAUGAAGGGACGUACACUUGUAUUUCGGAGAACCGGGUCGGUAAAGUGGAGGCCUCAGCAACGCUCACAGUAAGAGUUCGCCCUGUUGCUCCUCCUCAAUUUGUGGUGAGACCGCGCGACCAGAUCGUAGCUCAAGGACGGACGGUGACAUUCCCUUGUGAAACUAAAGGAAAUCCUCAACCUGCUGUUUUCUGGCAGAAGGAAGGAAGUCAGAAUCUGCUUUUCCCAAAUCAACCACAAGCCAACAGUAGAUAUUCAGUGUCCCCAACUGGAGACCUAACCAUCGCCAACAUCCAGCGUUCAGAUGCCGGCUACUACAUUUGCCAGGCUUUGACAGUAGCUGGAAGCAUAUUGGCAAAAGCCCAGCUGGAAGUGACUGACGUCUUAACAGACAGACCACCUCCGAUAAUACUACAAGGCCCAGCCAACCAGACAUUGGCGGUAGAUGGGACCGCAUUGCUCAAAUGCAAAGCAACGGGCGACCCCAUGCCAGUCAUAAGCUGGUUAAAGGAAGGAUUAAAUUUUAUGGGACGAGAUACAAGAUUAUUCAUUCUUGAUAAAGGAUCACUACAGAUUAAAUCUCUAAAGACCACUGAUUCUGGCACCUACACAUGUGUUGCUACAAGUUCAAGUGGUGAAACUACAUGGAGCUCUGUUCUGGAAGUGACAGAAUCUGGUGGAGCAACCGUAAGCAAGAACUUGGAUAUAAAUGACUUACCUGGGUCACCAUCGAAGCCUCAAGUUACUGACGUCAGCAGGAAUAGUGUUACUUUGUCUUGGCAAGUGGGCACUCCAGCAGCCCUGCCUGUGACAUCUUAUAUCAUUGAAGCCUUCAGCCAAUCUGUCAGCAAUAGUUGGCAGACGGUAGCAAAUCAUGUGAAGACCACGCUGUAUACCGUGAAAGGGCUUCGACCAAACACAAUAUAUCUUUUCAUGGUGAGAGCCAUCAAUGCUGAAGGUCUUAGUGAUCCAAGCCCAAUGUCAGAUCCUGUGCGAACACAAGAUAUAAGUCCAACAGUUCAAGGUGUAGAUCACCGGCAAGUCCAGAAAGAGCUGGGAGAUGUGAUUGUUCGACUUCAUAAUCCUGUGGUCCUUUCACCUACCGCUAUCCAGGUCUCCUGGACGGUGGAUCGUCAAUCCCAGUUCAUCCAAGGAUACAGGGUGAUGUACCGUCAGACAACCGGUCUGCAGUCUCCAUCGGCAUGGCAGAACUUUGAGGUCAAGGUUCCAGCCGAACGUAGCACCACGAUCUCCAAUUAAAAAGGAGUUACUUAUGAGAUUAAAGUUCGACCUUAUUUCAAUGAAUUUCAAGGGAUGGAUAGUGAGUCAAAGUCAGCCCGGGACAACGGAAGAACCCCAAGUGCUCCUCCGCAGUCUGUUACAGUCUUGACAGUCGGGAGCAACAAUAGCACAAGUAUCAGCGUCUCCUGGGACCCUCCUCCGUCCGAUCACCAGAAUGGAAUAAUUCAGGACUACAGGAUUUGGUGUCUAGGCAAUGAGACCCGGUUUCAUGUCAACAAAACUGUAGAUGCUGCUAUCCGUUCAGUGGUGAUUGGAGGACUUUUUCCUGGGAUCCAGUAUCGGGUUGAGGUUGCUGCAAGCACGAGUGCUGGGAUCGGUGUAAAAAGUGAUCCUCAACCUAUAUUAAUCGGAAACCGCAAUGAAGUUUUAAUCACUGAGAAUAACAACAGCAUCACCGAGCAGAUCACAGAUGUUGUAAAGCAGCCGGCCUUCAUCGCAGGAAUUGGUGGUGCAUGCUGGGUAAUUCUCAUGGGAUUCAGCAUAUGGCUGUACUGGCGCAGAAAGAAGAGAAAGGGGCUCAGCAACUAUGCUGUCACGUUUCAAAGAGGAGAUGGAGGACUAAUGAGUAACGGAAGCCGCCCAGGACUUUUAAAUCCAAGUGACCCUAAUUAUCCAUGGCUUGCCGACUCCUGGCCAGCUUCUAGCAUGCCCGUAAACAACAGCAACAAUGGACCAAAUGAUCUGGUGAAUUUUGGAUGUGGAGAUGUACUGCCAGCAGCACCAGGCCAGGGAGACAAAACAGCGACCAUGUUGUCAGAUGGCGCCAUUUACAGUAGCAUAGACUUUACUACCAAAUCCAGCUUUAACUGCCAAGGACAAAUAACCCAGACCACGCCAUACGCUACUACGCAGAUAUUGCACUCCAACAGCAUUCAUGAGCUGGCGGUGGACUUACCUGACCCACAGUGGAAAUCUUCAGCUCAGCAGAAGUCUGAACUGACCGGAUUAGGGUAUUGUCUACCUGACCAAGGCAAAGGAAACAACGGUGGUAAAGGAGGGAAGAAGAAGAAGACCAAAAACAGUAAUAAGUCUCAGAAAAAUAAUGGUUCUAACUGGGCUAAUGUGCCACUACCUCCUCCACCCAUCCAACCCCUUCCAGGCACUGAGAUAGAACAUUAUGGCUUAGAACAUCAGGAAACAGGGUAUGACAGUGAUGGAUGGUGUCCUCCCCUACCAGUCCAGACAUACUUACAUCAAGGCUCUGAUGAUGAGCUAGAAGAGGAUGAUGACAGGGUUCCUACUCCACCAGUACGUGGCGUUGCAUCUUCUCCAGCCAUCUCAUUUGGCCAACAGUCUACAGCAACACUGACGCCAUCACCGAGGGAGGAGAUGCAGCCCAUGCUCCAGGCUCACCUGGAUGAGCUAACAAGAGCCUACCAGUUUGAUAUCACAAAGCAGCCCUGGCAUUUACAGAGCUGCAGCCAGCCACCACUGGCCUCCAUUCCUCCAAUGGGAUACGUGUCAGGAGCUUUUAUAUCCGACCUAGAGAAAGAUCUACCCGAUCUUGGUGAAGAAGAUGAAAUGAGCCGUCCUCUCCGAGGCCUAGAGCAUACUCCAGGAUCCAGUAUGGACAAUCUGGACAGCUCCAUCACAGGUUCUAUGGUAAAUGGAUGGGGGUCCGCAUCUGAUGAGGAUCGUAACUUUUCUAGUCGUAGAUCUAGUGUAGUUAGCUCUUCCGAUGAUUCGAUAUUUAUGAACGGCAACUUUGCACAGUCACUCGUUGCAGCAGCAGAUAAAGCUGGUUUCACACUAAAUGGAACCAGCCUAUCAAGAGCAGGAAAAAUGCAAUCUUUUUGUCAAAAACCAAGACCUUCAAGUCCAUUUUCUGGGGACAGUAACAAUUCAGUCAUGAAUCACAACAACCAAAGGCCAAGACCUACUAAAAAACACAAGGGAGGCCGGAUGGAUCAGCCUCCUGGAGUUCGAAGAGAAGGAAUGAUAGAUGAUCUUCCACCUCCACCCGAACCUCCACCUUGUCAAAGUUUAAGACAGCAAAUGCCCAAUCAACGUAGUGCUCCUCCAGAAAGAAAAGCCAGUUCUCUUGAGAGGCAUACUUCCAACAUGGAGGAUAGUAAGACCUCUAUGGAACGCCAUGGUAGAACAUCUUUAGAACGGCAGCGGCAAACACACGAAUGGCUUAGCUGCACAGAUCGGCAAAACAAACAUGCUUUUGGCUCAGAUGAAGUGCUCAUGCCGUACAGCAAGCCAAGUUUUCCUUCACCUGGAGGACAUAGUUCUACAGGAACCACUUCUUCUAAAGAGUCCACUGGACCAAGGAAAGGCGACUUUAUGAGAGGUCACCAGCGCAAUGCCAUUGAUUUUCUUGAUGUAGGAUAUUUGGGGACAAACAGUCAAGGACAGUUUACAGGUGAAUUAUAGUACUGAAAAGCUAUGACACAAGCUGCUCUAUAGACCAGUCGGUCUGGACUGAUGAAAGUCACGAGGAAACUCAAAAACAGUGCAAUGGACAUUCAUUUAUUUAUGUAGGAUUGGAAGGACUGUAAAUGCAAUGUAAAGCCACAGAAAGUCACACAUAUCCCACAGACAAUUUACUUUCUCCUUCUCUUAUAUACACACCAUCCACCUUAAAUGUUUCUCGGCAGAAAAACACAAAAGAGGAACAAGGAAUCGGCAUCAAGGAGGAAAAAAAAAACAUUUUGGCUUUGUAUAUAUUGUUUUUUUUUUCUUUGAUUGCAUUCUUAUGCAAGCUUGCCCUCUUUUGUUCAUAUUAUUCUUCUUAAUAUUAUUGUCUGUCCUUAUUGUUCUAUUGUACUAUACUGUAUGUGAAUUAAUAGGCUGUGGUGCCAUAUAAAAAAAAGAAAAAGAAAAAAAAAGAAACAAAAAAUCUUUUGUUUAACUGUGUAACAUUCAUGUUUAAAUUUUGCACUGCGAUUUUUUUCUUUGAUGAUAAGCACAAAACCUUACUCCUUGUGACGUGGAGGGAAGAGACUGAAUGUGACGGGACGUUCUGUACUAUAAAAACACAUGGCAUAUUGCUACAGGUACUCUAUCUGUGCAGGAUCACACGAGUGGUAUUACCUGGUAUACAGAGAAGAAGAAAAAAAUACAGAGAUUCUGGCGAAUAGAUUGGAACAACAAGGAUCUAAACGAAGCAAUAUGUUUGUUCUUUCUUGCUUUGAUUAUGGUGAAGAUCUAUGUCAUUGUUAUAUGAGAGUAUGAAUACAUGUAUUCACUUGUGGACGUGCAUGUAUGUACAAUUUAUAUUUAUAUAUGAGCAUAUAUUUUUGAAUAUGCGCAUAUAUAAGUCACGCACAUUUGUGUAUAUUAUAAUGACUAACAUCCACUCUGGUAAUGUUGACUUAAGUGGAAUAUUUUUUUUUUUUACCUCUUUUUCGAAGACAGCCGUAGGAUAGGUAGAAAAGCCUUAAAUACAUACACUUUAGGGAAUUCAGACCAAUUAAUGAAUAUAUCCCUUUCUCUUUCGGUUCAAAGAACCAACUGUUAGAGACAUGUAUCUUCACAAGCUAUCUAUAGGCAGGGAUCAACUGGGCAGUUUUUCAUAUAUAUAUAUAUAUUGUUGGCCUGUCUACAUUAAAUUCAUAUUUUCCAAGGCCCUAUUAUUAAACAAUGCUAUGGGGGCUAUACUUCAUGGUUGGAAAGAAGAGGAUGAUUAUCUUCCAGUUCUUACAGUACACUGACUGCUGGUCCAACUCAUUAGAAUGCAGAAAAUAAUGGCUGUUUAGUCAAAGUUAUCUUGAAUUUGAACCUUAGUUUCAAAACACAAUAAUUUUCCUUAUUUCACAUCCAAACUCUGAUACAUAAAGGGGUUUUCCGGUUUGCAUCACCAUCCUUUAAAAUUAUCAUUUAUGAUGGGAGCUGUAAUUUUAUAAUUGCAUUGUAUUGCUCUUAGCUUCCAUUCUGGGCUGUAGUCACAUGACCGUGUCCAUGCAGCUCUUUCUUAUUUCCUGUGAUGUGAAGUCAAUGGGCGGGCCAGUGAUAGGAGACUGUUUAUUUAAUCAGCUGGGUGUGAGGAGCUAUAAACUAGCUGGGCUUUGUUAGGGGCGGUGCUGGAGCUGCGGCAGAGAAAAAGAAAGUGCAUCAUGGGUUUGGUUGGAUACAGCAACAGGAAGUGCUACAUGCAAGAUCGAAAUAAACCACAGUAAUUUGUUUACAUGGUGAAAAUGGGUCAGGAAAAAAAGGAAAAGCAUGGGGAAGAUGUACAUGAGGUAAGCAACUACAUGAGCAUUUCUGUUAAAAGCCAUAGCAAUCCCAGAAAAAACCCUUAGGCAGAAAUCCAAAUCAUUAAAUAAUUUUUUGCACUAGAAUGUCAUUAGAAAAGUUUAUGUAGGCAUCUUUUUCAUAUAUUUUUCCUAUAUUUCUUAAAUGAUGACAUCAUCAUACUAUACUCAUUCUAAAAUAGGGACUCAUUCUUACUGCUGGUCCAUCUAUUUAGGAUUUAGACCUAAACUUAUACAUCUGCUUGUUUUUUUAGCAGGGCAGAUGUAUCCCCAUAGCAUGGCUUGAAGCAAUUUUUCCUUAAACAAUUUACCCAAAUCAAAAAGUUAUUUAAUAAAAAAAAUAUAUAAUUUGCAGGAAUACUGCUCAUUUUUUUUUCUGUCCCCCUCAAAACUAACCAACGCAUUUCCAUGACUUUGCUAUUACUUGAAUUUUUACAUUGACUCUGGCUCACAUAUUUCAAAAAUAUCAAAGGUGUUCCAAAAAUUUCUCUCUUCAUCUACACCAACAUGGUCAGUUGGAGUCAUGGCAAAGUAUGUGUUAUACAACUGCAUAAAUAUUAAUUAUCUUACAACAUUAUAAUUGAGAUUGCCCCCUUAAACAAAAAAAAGAACAUUCCAGGGCUGGGGGUUUUGGCCACGUUCUGUUCAUUAGUGUCAUAGUCCAAUAUCUCUAGGCGAUAGCUCCCAAAAUUUUUAUGCAUGAAGUAAUGACCUUUUGAACUAUUUUCGAAUGAUAAAAUUCUGGGUAAAAUCUAGAUUUGAUUUUGUACCAGAAGCAGUGGAUAGGGCCCCCAUGGUACUAGUUAAUACUACUACACGCAUAAUUACCUGGGACUUUAACAUUCUCUAACACUGUAGGGUUCAUUUUUUUAUAUGCCCCAAAUUUAAACUUUCUAUUUAUUAUGCAAACAUUUGAACUAAAUUUGAAAAUUUUAAAUGCAAAAAAAAUUAGUAAAUAGCAAGUAUUUCAAUAAUGUAAAUACAUUUUGAAUAAUUUUAUGAUGUAAUACAAAGACAAAAAAAUUCCUUAUCUUAUUUAAUACUACAGGUCCCUAAUAUGGAUUGAGCUAUAUGUACUGCCGCAAACUUAAUGAUUCUGGGUAUGAAGUACCAAAAAUACAAUUUUUUCAAGAAGGACUUUGAAACUCUCAUUUCCCAAUCUUGCUGUUGCGAUAUUUUACAUCUAUUGUGUGACGUUGGUAUCAGAUAGCUGCAGAGAUUACAAGGAUCAUUAUGAGGGAUUGGUGGGGUUACACAUUGGACAGGGAAGCAUGAGAUUGUAUCCAAUUCUGGCCAUUUUAUAAAGAUACACCAAUGUAAGCAACGAUUUUUCUUGCAUUUCUCUUUGUCAUUUUGUAAAGGAUAAAUGCAAUGUACAGAAACUUGCUUCAACCUCAAUGGAAGAUUUUCUACACUGUACCUAGGAUACAUUUGUUAACUGAAGAAACAAAAGGCCAUGAAAUGUUGAAAAAAAUGAUUUUUUUUUUCUAGAAUAUUCUUUUACAUUUUUUUUUUGCGUUUAUGAAGAAUAUUGGUCUUUAUAGAGUUUAUAGGAAAUGCUAACCUGACAACCCGCUGAAGUCACUAUGUCAGUUCUUUCAAUGUAUGUUCUACCUUUUCCAUUGGCAAGUGGUUGUAACAGUAUUAAAAAUGUGCAUUCUCAUGACAUUGUCAAGCUGGUAAAUAUUUUUUUUGUCACCACAGACGUUUUCACCUGUGUAAAUUAGGUCACAAGCCAGGGUCAAAUAUGUCUUUUUACAAAUAUGAAAGGACUUGUUCUUAUGAAUUAAUAUUCUCUGACUGAAUAAUACAUAACAAAAGAAAAAAUACUGCUGUGUCUUCCUCUCCUUUACUUAGCAGGCUGUCACAUUGCCCGGGUCAUGACUGGUGUCCGGAUGUACCCGGGUCUAGGAAACAAUGCCAUGGGGCAAUAAGACUUCUGUACUGCAGUACCACGAAAAGUGCCCA
Molecule: messenger RNA, 8877 nt
Organism: Bufo bufo (common toad)
Lineage: Eukaryota; Metazoa; Chordata; Amphibia; Anura; Bufonidae
Gene: ROBO2
Product: roundabout guidance receptor 2
Molecular function (GO): protein binding
Source: RefSeq, a predicted model, not a curated record